This is a messenger RNA of Yarrowia lipolytica CLIB122, 1344 nucleotides long. RefSeq lists its product as uncharacterized. Lineage: Eukaryota; Fungi; Ascomycota; Dipodascomycetes; Dipodascales. The record is from RefSeq and is a predicted model, not a curated record. Gene Ontology annotation, molecular function: N-acetyltransferase activity.
AUGUUUCCUCUUUCAUAUACAACCAUGUCGCGCAAGCUGGGGCCCCACGAAACGUACGCGGCUACACGAAGCCGUUUCGGUAGCUACUCCAACGUUUUUGUGAGUGCUCGAUUAAGAGACCCCGCUCCAACCGAGGCAGUUGAAUACGCCGUGUGUCAACUGAUCCAUAAUGAACCCAUCCUAGGUGUCACCAUUACAGGAGACAAGCCAGGCCAAUACGAAAUGCACAAACUGAAUGCCGACGACUACGAUGUCAAGGACUUCCUGGACACUACGACAUUUUGGGAUAAGCAGGUGAGUGAAGCCCAAUCCGAUCUCCAUUACGUGCGGUUUGAUCUCACCAAGGCUCACUGGAAAGUUGUUGGGCUAGACCACGGCCGGGAAGUCCUCUUUCUCUACGACCACACUCUUCUGGACGGAAUGUCUGGAUCUUUUGCAUGCCGUCAAUUGGUCAAGUCCAUCGAGGAAUACCGACAAGGCAAAAGAUCUGAUGACAAUAAGAUCCAAGUGUCACAGAAAGAGUUGCCACCACCCGUGGAGAAACAGAUUACCGUUUCCGCUCCUGUCUCCCGACUGGUGAAGGAACUGGCUAACGAGUAUCUCUUCUCAAAACCCAAAACCUCUUUGCCUCCUCAGGUUCUCCCAUGGACGGGGUACUAUGGUGUCAUUGAUAUGACUACCGAGCAGACAAGCGCGUUUCUGAAAAUGUGCAAGGCACAUUCCAUCAGUGGAGGGGCCGGUCUGUAUGGUCUUCUGGUGUGCUCGUCGUCAAAGGUGCUUCAUGACAAGUAUCCUGACGCAGUUCAGCAACAGGUGAGCGGUUCCAUUCCUUGGAAUGCUCGUAAAUUCACACCCGGUCAGGACCCCGAACGUCUGGGAAUGGUCGUUGGGGAGUCUCUGUUUGACAACCCGGUUCCCAAGCCUGCAGAUGUUGAAUUUGGAAGUGGACCAACGAUUCCUUCUGGGUUCCUGGAGGUUGCCAAGGUGUACCAGGAUCAGAUUAAGAAGGACGGAGUCUCGACAUGGUUCUCCGGCUAUCCUUUCAUGCAUAUCAUUGGUCUGAUUCCUUUCGUUGACCUGGAAGACUACUUUGCCUCUCAUACCAACAACUACCAGCGGCAUGGAAUGUACUCUUUGAGCAACCUGACCGCUCUGGAGACCUCUACUACGGUUGAGCGGCUGCGGUUCUCUCAAUGCACAGGAGGUACUUGUCCUUUCAUUCAGUUUUCCACUGUGGGAAUAAAGGGUGGCCCCAUUAGCAUCUCAGUUGCCGUUGCUGAGGACGAUAGCAUUGUUCCGCAGGUAGAAAAGUACGUUGAGGAGUUCCUUUCGCACAUUUCCUAG